GGCAGAUUCUCGGUCUACACACAGAAUCUGCCCACGGGAGAUUAGAUUUUUGGAAGUUUGAGCAAGUAUGCCUUGAACAUAUUGAUUAUAGUGUUGUUGCAUAGUUGGCAUUUGAAGAAGUCAGCCUACUUGACUUUUUUUGUCACUGCAUCAAAAUACCCUACAAAAACGUAGCAGGCUAAAACAGGAUUUUCUUGAAGAGCAUUGACUGUACGGCUACGCCCUGACGACUGCAGAAGCACACGGCACAGAUCGAUCCCUCUUCUAGUGAGUCAGGACGUAGGAACGAGGAAGUUGACUAGGGUGCAUACUAAAUACGGAAAUAAUAUCUGGCAAUAUCGCACAAGCAAAAGAUGGCAUCAGGUCCCCCACAAACAGGUACAUGUAGCCUACCAAUUAUUCACGCAGGUUUCAGGAAGGGUAGGCUUUGACUUCGCGUUUGUUUAUGACUGCUUCAUACUCGCUUGUGCACUGUUAACUCUCCACAAACGCACUUUACGGCCUGUCAGUUUUUAGAACGUGAGGGAGACUGUCUCCGCAUUACGCUUGAGCGUAUGUCUGUCUUUUGGAAUUAGAGGAGACGUGUUUACAUUGUAUGCUACAUUUUAUAGGCCAGGGUUUCACAAACUCGGUCCUGGGGCACGUUUUGGGUUUUUGCCCUAACACUACACAGAUUAUUCAAAUAAUAAAAGCUUGAUGAUGUGAUGGUUAUUUCUCCCGAGUGCUAGAGGCGUCACUACAGACCCGGGUUCCGAUCCCGGGCUGUAUCACAAUCGGCCGUGAUCGGGAGUCCCAUAGGGAGGCGCACAAUUGGCCCAGCGUCGUCCGGGUUAGGAGAGGGUUUGGUCGGGGUAGGCCUUCAUUGUAAAUAAGAAUUUGUUCUUAACUGACUUGCCUAGUUAAAGGUUAAAUGCUAGGGCAAAAAACAAAACGUGCACCCAGGGGGUUUCCUGAUUGAGUUGAUUCUAUGAUUAUUUAUUUUUUUGUCUCACAGGAAAAUAUGUACAAUGCCUCCAUUGUUACAAUAUAUAUUUGGGCAGAACUUUCAGAGAUACAAAUGUCAUUGCUUAUUGAACAGUACUAAUGUAAACGGGGGGCCAGUAUAAAAAAAUAUGUAUUCACUAACUGUAAGUCGCUCUGGAUAAGAGCGUCUGCUAAAUGACAAAAAAAAAAAAAAAAAAAAAAAAAUAAGUAAUAAAAAAAUAAAAUAAAAUAAAUAACAAUAAAUAUAAAAUAGAAAAAUAACAAUAAAAAAAGAAACAAAAGAAAGCAGAGAUCGGAUGACAGAAGCUUGUGAUGUGUGCAGGCUACUGAAUCCUCCUUUUCUAAUAAUACUCCUUCCAUCUCCUCGCCUUGUCCCAAUGCAGAGCUGAGGCUGGUUCUGCUGGGUCGGACAAGAGCAGGACAGAGUGCAGCUGGAAACACCAUACUGGGCCGCCAGGCUUUCCUUACCCAGACUGCCAGUGAGCCAGCUGUCACUCAGGAAUGUGAGAAGCACAGAGGAACCAUUGCAGGGAGAUGGGUAAGAUACUUUGUUCAUUCUUUAAAAAGGAAAGUAGCCUACACACUGAUCAAAUUACUUAAAUGUCAACAAGAGGUUCUAACCUCACACACUCUGUUUUUGCGUGCAGGUAUCAGUGGUAGUCGCCCAAGAUUGGUUCUGUUCAGAGCGCCCCCCGGAGGAGGUGAGGCACCAUGUCUCCUCUUGCGUGGCCCUGUCGGCCCCAGGGCCUCAUGCCUUCCUGCUGUGUGUCCCUGUGGACCGGCCGGCUGACAUGGAGCUGCGGGCCCUGGAGUCCCUGGAGAAGGUUUUUGGCUCCACUGCAGUCAGUGGACACACCCUGGUCCUCUUCACCCACACAGACCAGAUGGUUCUGGGACAACAGCUGGACGAGUACAUCGCCACCAGACGCAAAGACCUACUGGAGCUGGUGGUGAUGUGUGGAGACCGCUAUCACUCUCUGGAGAGGAGGAGUAGAGGAGAGAGGGAUGAGAGGAAGAGUGUGGAAGAGCUGCUGGAGAAGGUUGAACAGACUGUAAACGAGAGUGGGGUGGAGUUCUACAGCUGCCCCCUCUACCAGGAGGCUGAGGCCAGGGUGAGAGAGAAGCAGGCAGAGAUAGUGCGGCCAGAGAAGAGAGGGAGGUGGAGGGGGAGAGGAGCUUGAUGAAGAGGUGCCCUCCUCAGCCUCACCUCCAGAGCAAGAGCUAGACGAUGAAGAGAUGGCAAGAGUUAGGGAGGAGGCAGAGCGGAGUGUGCACAACUUGAACAUAGACACCGACGGUAUCACCUCUCUUUCUCCUGCCUCCCCCUCUCCUUCCUUUCUCUCGUCCCUGUGGCAGGGGUUGACAGGGUGGCUGAGGAGGCUGCCCAAGAUGCUGAGGAUGGAGUCUCUGCUGGGGGCUUUCGUUGGCCUGUUUGUAGGUGGGCCCGUUGGGCGGAUGCUGGGGGCCACUGUGGGCUCAGUAGCCACUGAAGUGGGGAGAAGGAAGACCCUGAAGACAGAGAAAAACAAAUAAUGGCAAUGGGAUACAUAUCUCCAGUUAUUAACCUUAAACGGUCAUUUCACAAUUUUUCAACUUCAUAUUCAUCAUCUCCAGCACCACCCCAACAUCAACAUAUGUGAAAAUGGCGCAUUUCUAUGUUUUGUUGUAAAGAAGAUAGCGAAAGAUACGUUUUUCCAAUGACAUCAUCAACCAGUUAGUAGAUAAUGCCUACUCAUAAUUAGUCCAAAUCACACGAUGCACACCGCUGAUGUCAUUGGAAAAACGUAUCUUUCUCUAUCUUUCUUACUACAAAACAUAGAAACACACCAUUUUCACAUAUGUUGAUGUUGGGGUGGUGCUGGAGAUUGUGAAUAUUAAGUAGAAACAUUGUGAAGUUUCCCUUUGUCAUUUCUCUGCACUUAUGUUUUAUUGUGCGAUUGGCUUGUAUUUGACCAACGUAAAGUCCUCACAAUACUUGUUAUAAUAUAUUUGUUGUUUCACUAUUGGCAUGCCUAUUUUGACUGGUCAUAUUUUCAAAACCAUGUAUUGUAGAACUUAUGGUAGGGCCAACUAAGGACUUCAAAUAGAGGGGAAGUUACAUACAUGAUCCACUUGGUGGAGACAUUGACCAAAACAUUGAAGUUGAACAUAAAAUAUUUGAGCUCAACUGAAAACAAAUACCUUACUGCUAACUAAAGGAAAUAAAAUACAAUUUCUAAGGCAAUUUGUUGUGUCCUGUAUAUGUCACACAGUUGAUACUUUUAAAGCAUACAAUUACACAUUUCCCUCAGACUGAAUUUUGUCAUUUACUGUCUUUGCAAAAAUUUUAAAGCACUAUAUCAGGAGUUGAGCAUAGGCUACUUAAAAAUAAGAUCUUCACGAUACAUGAUAGACAAUGGAGACCUCAACUAUGGACGGACCAUCUGCAUCAGUGUGUGUUAGCUGAUGACAAUUGCUAGAGCUUGUAGAGGGAGUUCUGGUGAUGAGUGUGGAGUCCUAAGUGAAAGUGCCUCUGACUUUGGAAAACACUGACGCACUGCUCUCAACGCUUUCUCUCUUUUCUCUUUAUGCAAGGGCAGGUUAUGGUUUUGACAUUGAUGUAAUUGAUACUCUGUUAAAACCAUCAGUCAAAACCCAUCUUUACAUCUCUCUCUCUAACUUUCUCUCCCUCGCUCUCUCUCUCUAAGCUGACGGAGACUCUGCCUGUGGAACAGCUAGGCGUUUCCGAAUGUGGGUGGUCCGCCGGGGGUGGGAGGGAGAGAGAGAGAAUUAG
Messenger RNA from Coregonus sp. 'balchen', 3757 nucleotides. The record is from the annotation of a GenBank genome assembly. Lineage: Eukaryota; Metazoa; Chordata; Actinopteri; Salmoniformes; Salmonidae.